Mycosarcoma maydis (corn smut) is the source of this 3387-nucleotide messenger RNA. RefSeq lists its product as uncharacterized. Gene Ontology annotation, biological process: biosynthetic process. The coding region runs from base 1 to 3387 and encodes 1128 amino acids. The transcript has 2 exons. Lineage: Eukaryota; Fungi; Basidiomycota; Ustilaginomycetes; Ustilaginales. The record is from RefSeq and is a predicted model, not a curated record.
AUGAAGAUCUUGUUCAUCUGCACCGCUUUCAAUUCGCUCGCACAGAGAACCGCUCUGGUGCUCAGACAGAAUGGCCAUGCCGUCACGGUCGAGUACGCACUCUCGCCAGAACUCAUGAUCGAGGCUGCCCAGCUGGCACAGCCCGACCUCAUCAUUUGCCCAUUUCUCACUAAACACGUCCCACCCAAAGUCUACACCACAUGGAUGACGCUCAUCGUUCACCCAGGCCCACCUGGCGACGCUGGUCCGUCAGCCAUCGACUGGUGCCUGAUCGGUGACAUGGGAGAGCUUCCGGACGCUGAUCAGCAGCUCGCGAUUAUCGAUGCUAAGCACAGUGCAAAAAACGCAAAGUCCACAAUGCGCACCCACUGGGGUGUCACUGUUCUGCAGGCCAUCGAGGCUUUUGAUGCUGGUCCCAUCUGGGCGUUUGACCAAUUCGAGCUUACAAAUUCCAACGCUACCAUGACCAAAAGCGACCUUUACCGUGGUCCCAUCACCCGCGCCGCUCUCAAUGCCGUGCUGGCUGCGGUGGAGCGAAUCCACCUCUGCGCAAAGCAACAUGCUCAACAGGCCGGUGCCGUCGCAUCUUAUUUGCCCAUCAGCGCAUCGCUCGCCGCACCUUCCCACUUUGCCACGCAGUGCGUCUCUCACAGUGUCCCUUUCCUCGGUGGUCGAACACACAACCGCCCCUUGCUGCGGGCUUCUCAGCGCGAUUUCUACGCGCUCUUGCCACAGGCCACCACUAGCACUCUAAAGCCACGUCUGUCCGCCGAUGCGAUCCUUCAGCGUGUCCGAAGUGCCGACUCUCAGCCCGGUCUGCUGUCAAGCUUGUUCGGAACGCCUCUGUUCCUUUACAACGCACAUGUUCAGCGCGAUCCUCUUCCGCCUGCUGUGGCUGCGAGACAAGCGGCACUCAACCAGGCCGGAACCGUGCUGGCGACGCGCGAGGGGGCUGUACUCAUCGACGUGGGGGCCGAUUUUCCUCUCUGGAUCGGCCAUCUCCGAAGGCCCAAAGCCAAGGCGGACAAGUAUAUGCAUCCCAAGCUACCGGCCGUCAUGGCACUUCUCUCAAUGCCCGAGACGGCGGCCAAGCUCAGCUUGUUGGACGCCAGCAAAGUUCCUGAAUGGAGUGCUACCACGGGAUAUGGCUCUGACCUCGCGCAGCCAUGGAAACGACGUCCCGGCACGUAUCAGCAAGUGUGGGUUGAAAUCGAGUCGAGCGCCAAGACCGGCUCGUUGAUUGCCUAUGUACACGCCGACUUUUACAACGGAGCAUUCUCCACUACCCAGUGCGAAAUCUUGCUCGAGGCGAUCCAAUGGGCGCUCAAGGUCCCUGGCCUAAAGGCGCUCGUCAUGCUCGGUGGUCCAGGCUACUUUUCCAACGGCAUCGCGCUCAACGUUAUCGAAGGUUCACAGGAUCCAUCCGCCGAAGGUUGGGCCAACAUCAAUGCCAUCGAUGACUGCGUCCAGGCGCUACUGGCACCCAAAGGUAUCGUCACUUUUGCGGCAAUGCGAGGCAACGCUGCUGCUGGUGGACUGGCGAUGGCCACGGCAGCCGACUUUGUCAUCUGUGCCGAGUCGGCGGUGCUCAAUCCUCACUACCGCGGACUUGGCCUAUUUGGUUCCGAGUGGCACACCUAUUCGUGGUACGAACGCUGCGGUUCGCGCGUCGCCGCGAAAUUUGCUCGCGAGAUGCUGCCUAUGAGCUCACACGAGGCCAAGAAGUUUGGCCUGGUGGACCACGUGAUGGACAAUGAGCGAAUGGACGCGCAAGAGAUGCUUACGUCUAUCAAGCAGCUCGUCAGCCAAGUCAUGGAUGCCGACGUUCUCGAAGCAGCCACCGCUGGCUCGGGCAUCGUCGCGUCGGGCGCACCCUGGACACGAUCGCUGCGAACUGCAUCUGCUGAUGCAGCCAAGUCGACUCUGCUCUCGGAACAGGUGCUUGUUAACAAGAGUCGCUACCUCGCCUACCUGUUUGCCGAAGAUGCUCGCAGCAGUACCGACGAUAGAAGGCUGCUGACCCUGGACGAGCAUUUCCAGCGUUACCGAACGCACGAGCUCGAUCAGAUGACACUCGACUUUUUUCAUCCUCAUCGCAACCAGAGAUUUGCGAGCCGCUGCACGGGAUUCGUACGAAAGCUCGUGCCCACCUCGACACCCAUGCGAUUUGCUCUCCAUCGUAGAUUCGCAGGUGGCGACUGGUGGUCUGCAGCAGAGGCUCCUAUCUCGUCCGACUACCUCGACGAAGAGGAGAAGGAUGAGUUUGACGGUCUCGCCGACUUGCCCGCUUCUUCUGCCGUCGCUCGCUUGGCUUUGACGCGUCCCGAAUUCGUCGUGCACAAGUCUGCACCAUCGAGGAUCACCCGCGCCUACAGUGUGGGUCAAGAUACGCUCGCUUCUGGUGUCAGCGCAGAUGGAGAGGCUCAAGCACCUCUCGGGCUGGAUAGCCAACGCACUUCAACAUCGACUGCGCCCACGACUCCACGCGAAGAUAGCCCCAAACCGGUGCUCUCGCUGGGCGACGAGGAAGCGCAGCGUGUUGAGAUCGAGGCGGAACAGCUGCAGGUAGAACGUGUUGCAUCCAACGCUGGUCUUCUCGGCAACAACGCGGCUGUCAAGCGUGGUCCGACGGUGAUCUCGUUCGUUUCAGCCAACAAGGAGGAAGGUGCUGGCGCUAAAGCCGGUACUGUUGUCAAGGGUCGUGAUGACAGUGUUUGUCCUACAGCUGUCAAGUUCUCGCCUACGGCGGUGCCUAUCAAAGAGGUUGGCGAUCCGAACAAGAGAUCUCAGAACAAGAUCCAGCGCUUCUUUCUCUCUCUAAGUCGCAAAAGCCGCAGCAACUUGCAUGCCGAAUCUCAGAAGUCGGCGACUCCCUCGGUAGCAGCUUUCAGCCCCGCAGAGGCACCCGUCACGCCCACGUCAUCCACUGCAACUUCAUCCCGUAACAACGGAUCGACUCGUCAACGACGUCGAUCUUCGAUUUCCGACGUGUUUUCCAUCCUCCAAAACUCGAAUCGUCCCGUGAAUUUGUCCAGCCAGUCUAACAGUCACGAUUCCAACGCUUCAGGCGCUACUCCUGCUUCGCCCAAAGCAGAACGACGUCGAUCUUGGAGACCUUCGUCUUCUUCUGGUCAAUCCUUGUCGGAUUCGAACAAAUCGUUGCCACCUACACCGGUUGUCAAGCCCAACGGUGGAUUCCAACCCAACAUCACGGCUACACCCAAGAUUGUCGAAGAGACGUUUGUCAAGGCGAUCCCAGCAGACAAGGUGGCUGUGACGCCAGAGGCAAACGCGGACACCAACUGUCUGUGGAGCUGCUACUACUCGGAAGACGGAGUGCAACACCAGCGUGCUCGCCCCAUCUAUCCUGAAGUCUCGGCCGUAUAA